This is a messenger RNA of Papaver somniferum (opium poppy), 642 nucleotides long. RefSeq lists its product as uncharacterized. The coding region runs from base 1 to 642 and encodes 213 amino acids. Lineage: Eukaryota; Viridiplantae; Streptophyta; Magnoliopsida; Ranunculales; Papaveraceae. The record is from RefSeq and is a predicted model, not a curated record. The transcript has a single exon.
AUGAAUGUCCCACAUAAAGUUAAGAUCUUUAUUAAAGAUAUAGUACCCACUAAGGUUAAGCUAAACAGAUAUAAGAAAGACAUUACACCCAUCUGUUCUAGAUGUACACAGGCAGAGGAAACCUUAAAUCAUUUACUUAUUGAAUGUCAUCACUCAAGAGCAGUCUGGUUUGGAAUGAAUGUUAAUGUUUCAUCUUUACAAGAUCAACAUAUUCAAGUUAAAGAAUGGAUUCUUUCUUGGUUCUCCCAGACUACUGGAAGUGCACAAGUUUCAAAUAACUGGACAGCAACAAUAAUGAUUACUGCAUGGUUUGUGUGGAAAAAUAGAUGUCUUAAGGAAUUCGAAAACAAAAAUCAAAAUCUUCACUCGACAAUUUACUCCAUUAAUAAUUUGUUGAAACUAUUUAUAGAUGGAAACCUUCAUGGUUCAAAACCAUCUGCUGCUUGUUGGAUACCACCUAAUUCUGAUGUGCUUAAGCUGAAUAUUGAUGCUUCGUUUGAUCAUACUUCUACUUGUGUUGGUGUUGGCUUAAUAAUUCGUAACUCUACAGGUACCUGUGAAGGGAUCAGAGGACGAUUCUUCAAUGGAGGAGUAGAUCCUGAACAUGCAGAAUGCCUGGCCUUUCAAGAAGCUAUCUAUUGA